CAGAGAUGGCUUAGCUCGCUGGGCUAACAGCCUGUCCGACUGGCGCCUCUCAGGCGGCUGUGGACGGACAAUAAAUCAGUCGGUGAACGGCUCCAGCGUACCAGCAGGCCUCUAUUUAUUGAGUUUUACCGUCAAAAACAUCCUGGUGGCGUUUCUUUAUCCGUCUCUGAAGGUUUCGUCAUUGGAUUUAAGCUACUCGCCUCCAAGGGGAAAUCUUCGUCUUCUGUGCUGCUCUUGACUGCGGAGAAUCUGUUAAAGUUGGUUGAAAACCAGUCUGUGCAGCGAGCAGCGUCUUUAUCAGCGGCUCAACUGCAUUAAUAUGAUACUUUGAGCGAAGGGAAACAUGGAUCUUGGCAGUUUCCACGUCCUUCUGCUGCUCCUCCUGCAGGCUCUACAGGCGUCGGCUGAGGACUCAGAAGGACACCUGAUGUGUCUUUGCGAAGGCUCCAAAUGUCAUCAGACCCCAGAGUGUCGAGGCACCCAGUGCUUCUCCUCCAUUAAAGUGAGCGGCGGCGAGGUGCUGCUGGAGCACGGCUGCUUCAAAGAGCGACUGCAGUGCUUCACGGCGCCGUCCUUCCACCAGGCCGUCCACUGCUGCUCCAAGCACAUGUGCAACGAGAACACCACCAGGAGCUUCCUGAUGUCGCUUCUUAUAUCAGCCCCUGAAGGGGAACCGGUUCGGUACCGGGUGGAGACGUUGGCUCUCUUCGUGCUCGCCCCAGUGGUGGUUCUGGUCCUGCUGUCUGUGGUGUCGGUGCUGGCCUGCAGGAGGCUCCACCGUGGCCGCCUCCAGAGGCUGCAAGAGUUUGACACCGAGCAGGGAGAUGGUCUCAUCACCUCCAAUGUGGGAGACAGCACUCUAGCUGAUCUUUUGGAUCACUCGUGCACUUCAGGCAGUGGUUCAGGUCUUCCCUUCCUCGUCCAGAGAACUGUAGCCAGGCAGAUCAGCCUGGUGGAGUGUGUUGGUAAGGGGCGAUAUGGAGAGGUGUGGCGCGGUCAGUGGCAGGGGGAGAACGUUGCCGUGAAAAUCUUCUCCUCCAGAGACGAAAAGUCUUGGUUCAGGGAGACGGAGAUCUACAACACCGUGCUGCUAAGGCAUGAGAACAUUCUUGGAUUUAUGGCGUCCGACAUGACUUCUCGAAACUCCAGCACUCAGCUGUGGCUCAUCACUCAGUACCAUGAAAACGGCUCGCUGUACGACUACCUGCAGCGAGUUGCCGUGGAGACGUCGGAGGGCCUGGCGAUGGCGGCGUCGAUCGCCAACGGCCUGGUUCACCUGCACACCGAGAUCUUUGGCACCGAGGGCAAACCGGCCAUUGCACACCGAGACCUGAAGAGCAAAAACAUCCUGGUGACCAAGGAGCUGCGCUGCUGCAUUGCAGACCUUGGGCUGGCUGUGACACACACUCAGGCUGACAACCUGCUGGAUGUGGGCAACAAUCCCAAGGUUGGCACCAAGCGCUACAUGGCACCUGAAGUGCUGGAUGAGACCAUUCAGACCGACUGCUUCGACGCCUACAAGAGGGUCGACAUAUGGGCCUUCGGACUGGUGCUGUGGGAGAUAGCGAGGCGCACGUACAGCAACGGUAUCGUCGAAGAGUACAGACCUCCAUUUUACGAUCAGGUGCCAAACGACCCCAGCUUUGAGGACAUGAGGAAAGUGGUGUGUGUGGAGCAGCAGAGGCCUUUCAUUCCUAAUCGCUGGUUUUCAGAUCCGACGCUCUCUGCUCUGGUUAAACUGAUGAAGGAGUGUUGGUACCAGAACCCCUCUGCCAGACUCACAGCGCUGCGCAUCAAGAAGACCCUUGAUAAGAUCCACAGCUCCCUGGAGAAGGGCAAGGAGUCGUGAGACGGAGGCGCCUGCAUGAUGUCAGGCGGCUUGGAGUUUGUUGAAAUGAGAGGCAAUCCGAAGGAUGGAGACGGACAGGAAAGCUUCUAUCCUUCUCUUGCUCUUCCUUUCUCUGCUGUUGCCUUCCACCGACAUCCCUCUGUUUGACUUGAAGACAUUUGGAGCCGUCGCAUUUGGACAAACCAGCCGUAGCCGUGGGACGCGUCCCGAGUUACCGCCGCGGACUGUUACAGGGUGUGAAAGGUUGGCAUAUUAUAGUACCCGAUCAUACUGCUUCCAUGCACGGUCCACACGGCUCUGGGUCCGGCCUUUCUACACACACCAAACACUACAUGCCGAGUCCAGCGUCUGAUCUCCGGCCAAGCAUUUUCUUUGGCAUGCGUUUGUGGCAUUCUGCUGAGAGACAAUCAGAUUUUGCUCCACUCACUCGGCGUGAUCUGAACAAGCCAACGAAUACUCGACAUGUUCACUUAAUAAAAGGAGAAGAGCCAAUAGAAUCAAAACUUUUUAGUCCCGUUUUAAAAGUGAUAUUUAUGUAUUGAACCUCCACUGUUACCCACACUACUGAGGAUUUAUGCAAGACUGGUGUACGACGAUGAUGGUGAUGUGAACAUAUGUAGGCAUUAACGCUAUUGGACUGUAACUAUCAUCACUACCAAGUAGGAAAUAAUUUGCUGAGAAAUACAGAAGGACGUUUGACUUUUUGAUAUUGAGAAAUGAGAUGAAACAGGAUGUGGGCGAGUAUAAAGAGAGAACACUACGCUGUUUGAAGUUUAAAUUACAUUCUCAAUUGGGAAGAAUAUUAUAUUAAUUUGGGGCUUUUAAUUGUUUAUUUUAGUUGUUCUGUGAUGGAAUGAGUUGGCAACAUACUUCACUGAUUAUUAAAAACAAAGAUUAGGCAAACUUAUGCAACCUUUUGCCAGGAACAGGAUUCAAUUGAAUACAUGCAUAUACUUUGAAGCAUUUUAUAGUUUAUAAUCAGUUCCAAGGUUUUACUGGUUUUAGAUUGGAUGAAGCAGGCUAACAAUUAGCUUCUUAAUUAUAUAAAACAUUUUUGAAUGAUGCUUAAAAAAAAUCCAGGUCUAUACAGGAACUCAACCAAUUUAAAUAAGCUCAAAUAUUUUUCACAAGAAGGUAUGGUGGUCAAAUGUGCAGCUCUGAUUUCUGCUUUAACCUGGUAUAUGGAUUAUCUAAAAAAAAAAAAAAAAAAAUUU
Poecilia latipinna (sailfin molly) is the source of this 3063-nucleotide messenger RNA. RefSeq names its product activin A receptor, type 1 like (gene acvr1l). The transcript is spliced from 10 exons. Gene Ontology annotation, molecular function: ATP binding; transmembrane receptor protein serine/threonine kinase activity. The record is from RefSeq and is a predicted model, not a curated record. Gene Ontology annotation, biological process: protein phosphorylation; cellular response to growth factor stimulus; transforming growth factor beta receptor signaling pathway. The coding region runs from base 344 to 1849 and encodes 501 amino acids. Gene Ontology annotation, cellular component: plasma membrane; BMP receptor complex. Lineage: Eukaryota; Metazoa; Chordata; Actinopteri; Cyprinodontiformes; Poeciliidae.